CCUGGCGGCGGGGGGAGGUCGUGUUGCGUGCCGUGUUUGUGCUCCGUGGCGGCGGCGGCGGCGAUGGUUGCGACGCGAUGCGGUGCCCCGGAAGAGUUGGCAACCGCGGCCCGCACCCAUAUCGCUCCGGGCCCCGCGGUGCGUGCCUCCUCAGUGUGCCCCGCAUCCCGCCCCGCGCAGGCCGAUCCUCGCCGGCCCUCACUCGCCUUGCAUCGCGUCCGCGGGUCAGGUCGCCUCACUCGCCAGAAUUAGAGGCUAAUUGUUGUGUGUGGAGUGAAGAUGGCGACCAGUCGAGAGGAGGAGCGAGGCUCGGAGAAGGAGUGCACGCAGUCUGGUCUGUUGACGCCACCGCCCACGCCCACCAGUCCCUCCGGCUUCCAGUUCCCCGGCCUGGGCGUCGGGCUGGACAGGGGCUCCGCCUUCACGCCCUGGGUGCCGCGCGGCCCUUCCCUGUUGCCGCUGCUGCCGCCCUUUCCCAUCCUGCCCGCCCUGGCCUCCGUGGCCGCCGCACAGAGCAAGACGGGCUCUGGCAUUGACCCCCGGCUGGCGGGGCUGCUGCAGGGGUGCCAGCUGCCGUGGGCGGCGCUGGGGGCGAGCGAGCUGGCCCUCAACCGCCUGCUGCUGACCCCCGGGGGCCGCCUCAGCAGGCCCAAGAAGCGCUACAUCUGCAAGUACUGCCAGCGGGAGUUCACCAAGAGCUACAACCUGCUGAUCCACGAGCGGACGCACACGGACGAGCGGCCCUUCCCCUGCGACAUCUGCGGCAAGGCCUUCAGGAGGCAGGACCACCUCCGCGACCACAAGUACAUCCACAGCAAGGAGAAGCCCUUCAAGUGCGAGGCGUGCGGCAAGGGCUUCUGCCAGGCGCGCACGCUCGCCGUGCACAAGGCGCAGCACGCCCACGACACCCUACCUCCCUCUACGCGGGCGUCGGUGUCGCCGCCCCUCGUGUCGCCGCCCAGAGCCUCGCCAGCUGGCGGCGCGACACUGUUCAGGUCUGUCUCCGAGUCGUGCCUCGCUACGCCCACGCUGCCACGGGACGUGACACUCAUCCCGCUGUGCUCGCUGCCGCUCAAGACGGAGGCGGCGGACGCGGAGCCGCGGCGCCGCAUGCUGGAGGCCCUGACGACGCCCGCCGCCAAGAAGCCCCUGCUGCUGACGGCGGCGGCGGUGGCGGCGGCAGCGGCGGCAGAGCAGGACAGCGGCAGGAAGCGCAGAGGCUUCUCCAUCGACGACAUCAUGAAGUAGUCGCCGCCGCCGCUUCAGCGACCCCGACGUUACCUCCUUCCCCGCCCCUCCCACUUCCCCCGCCCGUACGUUACGCCCCCCUUCCCACCGUUACCACCGCCCUCGUUACCGCCUCGCCGUGUACAGCCGUGUAAUAAUAACAUGUACAUGACGUGUAUAGCAGAGAAUAAAUUAUUUUUUUAAUAA
Eriocheir sinensis (Chinese mitten crab) is the source of this 1434-nucleotide messenger RNA. RefSeq names its product protein bowel-like. Gene Ontology annotation, molecular function: RNA polymerase II transcription regulatory region sequence-specific DNA binding; DNA-binding transcription factor activity, RNA polymerase II-specific. Bases 280 to 1248 code for a protein of 322 amino acids. NCBI's taxonomy places the organism in Eukaryota, Metazoa, Arthropoda, Malacostraca, Decapoda, Varunidae. The record is from RefSeq and is a predicted model, not a curated record. The transcript is spliced from 2 exons. Gene Ontology annotation, cellular component: nucleus. Gene Ontology annotation, biological process: regulation of transcription by RNA polymerase II; embryo development.